Pisolithus orientalis is the source of this 1359-nucleotide messenger RNA. RefSeq lists its product as uncharacterized. The coding region runs from base 150 to 1193 and encodes 347 amino acids. Gene Ontology annotation, molecular function: protein binding. NCBI's taxonomy places the organism in Eukaryota, Fungi, Basidiomycota, Agaricomycetes, Boletales, Pisolithaceae. The record is from RefSeq and is a predicted model, not a curated record. The transcript is spliced from 3 exons.
CUACAACGUUGGGUUUCCUUCUUUUGAAAACUACUCCCGUGUUCACAGAUAUAAAGGAUGCCCCCGCACCGCAGUCAUAUGCACCUUGUCCCCCCUGUCGAGCCCCCCAAAACUCUACACCCGAUUCGUGUUGCCUCCCUUCUGCAGUCAUGCAUAACCUCCCUAUCGAGCUCGUUAAGGAAAUCGUAGACAAUGUCUCCGAUACUCCUGACCUCUUCCAUCUUCGUGCCGUCAACUCUACAUGUCGGGAUCUUGUCGACCCCAGUCUCUUCCACAGAAUAUGCAUAGGGAACAGCGUCAAGAGCGCCCAAAACAUCCUGCAGAUUUUCGCAACGCCUUCCCUCGCACCGUUCAUCCAUGAGGUCGUAUACGACCCCCGCGAGAAUCACCCAUUCCUCUUGCUCCGUUCUAGUGACGCUGAGGUUUGCUGUGAUGAAAUCGAGAUCGCGGAGCUCGAGGAAGCCUUAACAGAAACCUUUACUUCACUCUCAAAUUUACCCAACCUCAAAUCCGUUACGCUCAAUUUUUGGCCAUCGUUUAUCUCUCAGUCCGGGGCUGAGACGCGCGAUCAUCCCUACUGGUUCACAACCAGCUAUGACUUCGUACGCUCGCUGACGGAUUCUCCCCUGACACAUCUCUCCAUUUCCGUCGUCUCUAACUCUGAACUUUUUGCGUGGUCGGGAUCCAAAACGCUCAAUGGCUCUGUGGAGGCCUUCCUUCCCGUUCCCAAUGAUCGCCUGACCUCACUCGAGAUCAAGAGCCCGCGGGGACUGUAUCACAGUCCCUCCACCCAUUUCAGCGCGCACACGUAUCCUUCCCUCAGAUGUAUGGUGUUGGAGAACAUCGUUUUAGACGACGCCACAUCAACAGACGGGGUUGAGGAAUUUAUUCUGCGGCAUAAAAAUUCGCUUAAGAAGUUGGAGAUGAAGUCUUGUAUGAACUACAUCCAGAGCAUCGCAACCCCCGUCAGAAAAUGGGCGACCAUCUGGGAGCGAUUGAGAGAGGAGUUGACAGAGUUGGAAGAGGUCGUGGUUGAUGAUGGCGGCUGCGGGUAUGCCGUACUCAACACAUCAGAGGGGUACAUUCCUCAUUCAGACGUAGCGGCCUCGACACCCAGUUUACUGGAAGAUGACGAGCAGAGUCUGAAAGACUUCUGCGAACGUGUCAAUGCGAGGGCGGCAGGCUCUUCGUGAUGCUAGGGUGAUGUUACAUUUACUUAGAUGACUGUGAUAGCAUGGAUUUUCUUCGGGUUUUGUUGUUAUCAUUAGCAUCCGUGUAUUGUAGUUCGUUAGCUCCGUGCUACAAUGUGUAUCUAUAUUUCUUCGACUACCCAGAGCAACAUUCUGAAUUUUCUGUGCG